Carica papaya (papaya) is the source of this 1891-nucleotide messenger RNA. RefSeq names its product 3'-5'-exoribonuclease family protein (gene CER7). NCBI's taxonomy places the organism in Eukaryota, Viridiplantae, Streptophyta, Magnoliopsida, Brassicales, Caricaceae. The record is from RefSeq and is a predicted model, not a curated record. Gene Ontology annotation, cellular component: nuclear exosome (RNase complex); cytoplasmic exosome (RNase complex). Gene Ontology annotation, molecular function: mRNA 3'-UTR AU-rich region binding. Gene Ontology annotation, biological process: nuclear polyadenylation-dependent rRNA catabolic process; nuclear mRNA surveillance; U1 snRNA 3'-end processing.
CCCAACUUCAUAAGCCCAACCCAGAAAAACCCUAAACCCAAGUAGAGGCUGUCGGACGCUCGCCGUGACGUGGUGGUGGCGGCGGCUCUGGUUUAUUUAUUUGUUUCAGCGGAGCAUUGCCUGGUCGGAUAUUAAGUGGAAACGGAGUGGUCUUGACGGGAGGAAACAAGAAAUAGAAAACAAAGAAUGGAAAGUAAAUUAGCAAAUGCAUGGAGAUUGACGGUGAACGAGAAGAAGUUCAUUGAAACUGCUUUGCUUUCUGAACUCAGAAUCGAUGGUCGUGGCCUCUAUGAUUACCGUAAACUCACCAUCAAGUUUGGCAGAGAAUAUGGAUCAUCGGAAGUGCAGCUUGGCCAUACUCACGUUAUGGGAUUUGUGACCGCUCAGCUAGUGCAACCUUAUAAAGAUAGACCCAAUGAUGGGGCACUUUCAGUCUUCACUGAGUUUUCUCCGAUGGCUGAUCCAUCUUUUGAACCAGGUCGUCCUGGCGAGUUUGCUGUGGAGUUGGGGCGUGUAAUAGAUCGUGGUUUAAGGGAAAGUCGGGCUGUGGAUAUGGAAUCACUUUGUGUUCUAGCUGGGAAGUUGGUAUGGGCUAUCCGUAUAGAUCUUCACAUUCUUGACAAUGGGGGAAACCUUGUUGAUGCUGCUAAUAUUGCCGCCUUAGCUGCCCUCUUGACAUUUCGGAGGCCUGAAUGCACGCUAGGAGGUGAAGAUGGACAAGAAGUGACAGUACACCCACCUGAGGUAAGGGAGCCAAUUCCUCUGAUAAUACAUCAUCUUCCUAUAGCUUUCACUUUCGGAUUCUUCAAUAAUGGAAACAUCUUGGUAAUGGAUCCAACCUACAAUGAAGAGGCUGUUAUGUGUGCAAAAAUGACUCUUAUCGUUAAUGCAAAUGGUGAUAUUUGUGCCAUUCAAAAAGCUGGAGGAGAAGGUAUCCUACAAAGUGUAAUCAUCCAUUGUUUACGACUUGCCACUGCAAGGGCUGCUGCCACAACGAAGAUGAUUAAGGAUGCAGUAGAAGGAUACAACAGGGAGAAAGCUUUACAGAAGAUCAGGAGGCAUCCUACUUCUCUCGUGUCUUCUGAGUCUGCCUCGAGUGCAGCUGCAAAAAAGAAUCAGGGCCAAUCUGUUGAUCAGGAGGAGGAUAAUGAGGUGUCAAGGAAGCGUGUGGAAAGAUUAAAGCUGAUUUCUGAGGAAAGUCGUGCCACUCAAAGCAAUGACAGUGAAAGUGGAAAUAGUAGGGAAUCUAGAAGUGCAAAGAAUUUCAUUGGGGGACCCUCAAGUUGGGACCCUUACUCAAAGGGCGUUGAUACAGAUUUCCUUAAAGCUUCUCUAGGAUCACGGGGAAUCUCAAACCCCAGUAGAAUACAAAAGGAUUUGGGAAGCCAGGAAAAACAUAGUGAAUCCGAGACACAAGAGAUGCAUGAAGAUGUCAAGCCAGCUCCUCCAGUUAUCAAUGAACCUCAAACUGGCCUACAUACAAAUGGGGGGAAAACUUUAAAGGAUGCUGUGAAACCUAAAAACAAGAGAAAGAAGAGGGCAUCAUCUGCAUCUGGUGCGAGUUAAAUGAUAUCCUAUUCAGUUGUCUUCUUUGGCUAAAUCAGGUUCGAUCUCAUGUUUGGCAAUCAGGAGGGAUUGUGUUUCCAUUUUAUGUGGGAAAUUCUUGCAGUAGAAAAUAGUGAAGGUAGGACUUAACCUCCCACAAAUGUGGCAUCGAAUUUCAGCCGCUCAACUGAAGUGGUCAGCCCCUACCAAUAUGAUGGAUGUUGUCCUUGGCAGCUGUGUAUUUUGCCAUUUGCUUUGUAAAUCUAUGACUGUCUUGCCGGAUGAUUGUCAACUCAAAAAUACUAGUGUCUUUAAAAUGAAUGAACCCGAGAUUUCAUUGUGUCAA